AUGCACCGAACGAGAAGAGGAGUUGUGUUUGUUCCCUUCCCCCUGUUGGUGAACCUCUGCUUUAUCUUCUAUCCCCGCAUGACAACCUACUCUCCCCCCCAACCUUCCGCCCUCCCCCCGCUCCCCACCUCUCUCCCUCCUUCCCCCCCACCUCUCCCUCUCUCCCGCCCCUCCGUCUCUCUCUCCCUCACCACCCCUCCCUCUCUCUCUCCCCCGUCCCCAUCCUGUUCCUCCCCUACUCCCCCUCCCGAUACUCAGGGUCGUAGGCCGUACCUCACAGGGGACCCUGGCAUGGACGGUUACAGAAGUGCUGGCGACUACGGCAGACGCUCCAUGCUCAGCGAUAGCGAGUACACGCGCAGGCCCACAAUGAUGAGGGAGAGGGGAGACGUGUACCGCAGUUCACGACAGACGGGGCCGUCUCUCUCCUCCCUCACGGGCUCAUCGCUAGAUCCAGUAGACUCUGCCUUUUCCCAAGCCGCGGCGUACACCUCUCGCUUCCAGCAGCAGCACCAGCAGCAGCAGCAGCAGGUGCCACCGCCGCAGCAGCAGCAGCAGUACCAGCAGCAGCCGCCGUCGUUGCUGGAUGGAGGGAAUACAGCACUGGGCGGCACGGGCGUUGCAGCCGCAACCAGAUCUGUGGAGCGCUACAUGUCGUACCUCUCGGGCCGCUCCUCUCGACGACCCAACCUAGCAGCCAACCCCAACCCUCUCCUCAUCCCCGCGGCCUCCUCAGGGGCGUUCGCUGGCUCCAAUAUAAGCCCCACGAGUGAGCCCGAGGCCAAUGCAUUCCGCAGGCACCGCAGCCGGCGACGCGCCAUACAGGAGGAUCGCAUGGCACUGGGGGGCAGCAGCAGGAUGCACAUGCUGCACACGCGGUCAGGCGCCCUGCAAGGCACGGCAUCCCCAGGGGAGGGCGGCAGCGGCGGGAGCAUAGUGGGCAUGGGCAUGGGGCACGGGGCGAGCGGGGCUGUGAGUGAGAACGAGGGCGCAAUGAUGAUGAUGGGCGGAGGGGGAGGGGGCGGCGGUGGGCGCAUGGCGGGCACGGACUCUGGGCCUGAGGGCGUUGGGGGCAUGGGCGUGCAUGCAGGAGGCAUGGUUUCAGCAUCAGGAGGGCACAUGGGCAUGGGCAUGGGCAUGGGCAUGGGCAUGAGUAUGGGCAUGGGUGGGUUGGAGGAUGGGUAUGUGUCAUCGCCAGCAGGAGGCAUCACGAGUCCCAUGGCAGCAGCUGCUGCAGCCGCCGUUGCUGCCGUCUCUGGCGCCUCUAGCAGCAGUCCGGAGCACCCGUUCAUAUCAGCGAGGGCCAAGGCGUCGCUGGGCCUCAUGCACCGCAGGGCUGCCGACUCUGCCAUCGCCUUCCGGCGGAGUGGAGCAGGGUCAGAGGAUGCAGAUACCCCCCAGGGCUCUCUCAGCUCCAUCAACUCAGAGGGGCACCUGUCAUCUGCGCCAGGCUCGUCCGGCCUGGACCCCAUGCCACCGCCACGCAGACGAUCGCAAUCACAAGCACCAGGGCCAGGGCAGGGGCAGGGGGACAGUGCAGGGGAGGCAGGAAUGAGCGAGCAGGGUGGGGCAGCACCUGGCUCUGCUGCUGCUGCUGCUGCUCUCGGCGGCACGGGUAGCGGCUCUGGCAGUGGGAGCGAGCACCAGUUACAGUCCUCCCCUUUCCUCUCUCCCCUUUCCUGCAAAUGGGCUUGUCUGGGUCGUCGCCGCACCACUCUGGAAGGCAGUGACAAAGUGGCCAAGUCAUCACUCACACGCCCUCCCCCCCCCUCUCUUCCUCUGUCUGUGUGCCUCCCUUUCAUCCUAAAGGGGUCGUCGCCGCACCACUCUGGAAGUCAGAAGGUGCGAGAAUACAACGAGCUGAUUCGGAGGGACAGGAGGGCGCUGUGGGUGGAACCCCCAGCGCCACCCGAUGCAGCCGCGCCCGGGGAUGGAUCAGAGCCCUCUGUACUGCCCUCCCCUCUGCGGCCCACCCCACCUUCCAGGAAGGUGCGAGAAUACAACGAGUUGAUUCGGAGGGACAGGAGGGCGCUGAGGGUGGAACCGCCACCACCACCCCAUGCAGCAGCACCAGCGGACGGAUCAGAGCCCUCUGUACUGCCGUCCCCUCUGCCGCUCGUGCUGCCUGCUGCUGCUUCUGCUGCCUCUGCCAUGCGCGUGUGCCCCACGUGUCACCAGCCCCUGCCGCGGGGCUCUUCAUUUGCCACCACCCCUGCCACACCUGCCACCGCUGCUGCUGCCGGGGCCGACCCUUUCGCCCUCACACCCGGCUCUGCUGCUGCUGCUGCUGCCCCUGUGUCAGAUGGAACCAGCCUGAGUAGCUCUGGGUUCAGGGAUGCUUUGGAGCAACGGACCGUUGCUACCCCAGCUGCAGGAGCAACUGCAGCGGCAGGGGCGGGACAAGCAGCAGGAGGAGAAGGAGGAGGAGGAGAAGCAGCAGGAAGGGUUGCAGGGUCAGACGGGGUUGGAGGGGGAGGUGUAGGGGCAGCAGAGCAGAUGGCAGCAGCAGGAGCAGAUGAGGCGGGGCAGGCAGAGAGAAGGGAGGGGGGUGAAGCAGGAGCGAGCGCGCAAACAGUUGGUGAGGGAGUGGAGGGGUUCGGGAGGAGUGCGGUGCUUGAGAGAGUGAGGGAGGUGGGGAGUGGAGCAGUGUCGAACAGCCUCGAGAGAGUGGUGGAGGAGAAUAGUCUGGAAGGGAGGGAGGAGGAGGGGGAUGGACCGCACGAGGAUGCAGGAGCAGGGGCUGGGGCGAGGCAGAGAGAGGGAAGUGGCAGCGCGAGGAGGGGUGUGGAAAGGGGGCAAGCAGAGAGGAUCGAAGGAGAGGGGGGUAUGGGGACAGUGGAGGGAGAAGGAGAUGCUCAACAAGAGAGUAAAGGGCGAGAAGGUGGGAGUGGGGGAGCAAGUGAGGGAGAGAGAGGAGGAGGAGGAGGAGGUGGGGAGGGUGAAGCAGAGAGAGACAGAGGGCCGGACGGGCAUGAGGGUAGAGAGGCGGGUGCAGCGGAGCAGGGGGGAAGAGAAAAGGAUGAUACAUGGGAAGGGGAGGGGAAGAGGGGCGCGGGUGAGGGCAGAGAAGGGGGCACGGAUGCCGUUUCUACAAGUGCUGAUGGCAACCCCCUGGUUUCACAACCAGGUGCAGGCCCCUUGCUUGGAUCAGCCAGUCAUGUGGGGGGAGUGGGAGGGGGGGCAGCGGUGGGGGGAGCGAGGGCAGGGGCAGGGGGUGGGUGGGUGGGGCCGGGGGCAGCGGCGGGUGCGGUGCAGCAGCUGUCGUUGCUGCCGCAGCAGGAGUGGACCAUUGAGUUUUCGGAGCUCAGGCUGGGGAUUCGCGUCGGCGUUGGGUCGUUCGGGGAGGUGUUCAGAGCGGUGUGGCGCGGCACAGAGGUGGCGGUGAAGAUGCUGUGGGAGCAGGACGCCAAGCCCGAGGACACGGAGGACUUUUACAACGAGAUUGCGCUGCUCAGCCGCCUGCGCCACCCCAAUGUGAUCCUGUUCAUGGGGGCGUGCACGGUGCCCCCGCACCUGUCCAUGGUGACGGAGUACAUGCACAUGGGGUCGCUCUACCGCAUCAUCCACACGCGCGAGCCCGGCCAGGGCGGCGAGUCCCUCAGCUGGAAGCGCCGCUACAAGAUGCUCAGAGACAUCUGCAGGGGCAUGCUGUGUCUGCAGCGUAUGAGCAUCAUACACCGGGACCUCAAGUCCGCCAACUGCCUCGUGGACCGGCACUGGUGCGUCAAGGUGUGCGACUUUGGCCUCUCGCGCAUCGCCACCAACGGCCACGUGGUGGGCCGCACCGCCGCCGGCACGCCCGAGUGGAUGGCGCCCGAGCUGCUGCGCAACGAGCGGUGCUCCUUCAAGUGCGACGUGUUCAGUUUGGGAGUUAUUAUGUGGGAGCUUGCCACGCUGCGCCGCCCCUGGGAGGACUGCAAUGGGCCGCUGGAGGUGGCAUACGCUGUGGCCCAUCACAACUCGCGCCUCCCUGUGCCCAGCACCAGCCUUGGCCGCCUCAUUUCAG
Messenger RNA from Closterium sp. Naga37s-1, 4006 nucleotides. Lineage: Eukaryota; Viridiplantae; Streptophyta; Zygnematophyceae; Desmidiales; Closteriaceae. The record is from the annotation of a GenBank genome assembly.